Molecule: messenger RNA, 562 nt
Organism: Paramecium sonneborni
Lineage: Eukaryota; Ciliophora; Oligohymenophorea; Peniculida; Parameciidae
Source: the annotation of a GenBank genome assembly
UAAAUGUAAAAUUCAGACAAUUCAGAUGAAUGUUAUAGUGAUGAUUAGUAAGAAUCACCUAGGUUUCUAUACAACUUUAAAGAGAUAAAUCUUUAGAAUAAAACACUUUUAGCGGAAAUUAGAAUCAUUUGCAAAAAUCUAAUCUAUGUGAUUGGUUUAGCUCCUUCCAUAGCAAAAGAAGAUGUAUCAAACAUUUAAUUAAGUUAAAAAGCUAUUAAAAAAACCAGAGUAUUUUGGACAGUAUGGUUAAAUACAAAAAUUGAUUGUUAUUUAGAGUAAUACUUUUAAUCCACCUUCACAUGCUGCAUAUAUUACUUAUAGAAAUGAGUAGGAAGCAUCUCUAGCUAUUUUAGUAAUCAUUAUAUUUAAAAUUUAUGGCGUGUGAAAGAUUUCCACUUCAUGAUAGAUAUGUGAAAGCAUCUUUUGGUACAACCAAAUAUUGCACCAAUUUCCUUAAAGGAUAGUAAUGUAAAAUUAAAGACUGUGUUUAUUUGCACCAACAUCCAAAGGAUAAAGAAUCUACACAAGUCAUUAAAAAAGUAUGCCUCUAUUCUAUGCCAGG